Thunnus maccoyii (southern bluefin tuna) is the source of this 5191-nucleotide messenger RNA. RefSeq names its product Rap guanine nucleotide exchange factor (GEF) 3 (gene rapgef3). Gene Ontology annotation, molecular function: guanyl-nucleotide exchange factor activity. The coding region runs from base 400 to 3006 and encodes 868 amino acids. The record is from RefSeq and is a predicted model, not a curated record. Gene Ontology annotation, biological process: positive regulation of GTPase activity; Ras protein signal transduction. The transcript has 27 exons. Lineage: Eukaryota; Metazoa; Chordata; Actinopteri; Scombriformes; Scombridae. Gene Ontology annotation, cellular component: plasma membrane.
AAAUCAAAGGCCAUUAAUUAGAUGGUGAAAUGCCAGAGGAGGCCGUCUCUCUGUGAUGUUGACUUCCAGCCAGAGAGCACACACACACACGCAACUCAGCAGCAGCAAAGUGCGCCUGUGCUACGAGGGAUGGCUGAAUAUUACACAGCCCGACCUCUCUGAGAGGCAAACACGUCUAGCAGAAGUAUCCAGCGUGGGUUUGAAUGCAAGACCGACAUACAGGAUCCUGCCUGGAUUCGGGGGACAUAAUGCGGGCUCCUGAAGCGGCAGUGUCGUUGUGCUGCGUGUACAGUAACGAGCAGCUGAUCGACUGUGCUGUGAAUAAUGUCUGAAGGUGCUGACUCCGUGUUCAGAUCUGACUGGGAAAGUUGUUUUUCGGUUGUUUUGGUCUGAGUCAAGAUGCAUCUGUUUCGGAGUUACAAUUACCAAGUGUUCCCGGACCGCUACUCAGUGGAAAGAACGACCAUAAGGGGCAUCAGCUGGACUCCGCUGCCAGAAGCCCUGAAUUCAAAGGACACUAUGAAGCAGUUUCUCUCAGAUCGUGUUGUGAAGGCAGCGAGGUCAGUGUACAGCGUCAUGAUCGAGAGGAACCCCGGUCUGAUCCGAGAUAGAAAGUAUCACCUCAAAUCAUACAGACAAUGUUGUUCUGGUAAGGAGCUUGUUGAUUGGCUGAUGAAACAAAAUGACUGCCUCCAAUCAAGAAGCCAGGCUGUUGGAAUGUGGCAGGUCUUGGUGGAUGAAGGAAUCCUUGUUCAUGUGAAACAUGAGGUGAACUUUCAUGACAAGGACACCCAGUUCUACCGCUUCCAGGACUCCGAGUUUGGCCUGAACCACAUGACAAACGAGAAAGACUCGGAGGAUGAGCUGCAGGAAGCUCUGUCUCUGCUGUCUCAGCUGGGUCCUGAUGCUUUGCUCACUAUGAUUCUGCGGAAAUGCCCCAGUCAGAGGAGUGCUGAGGACCUGGAGGUCAUCUAUGAGGAGCUGCUCCAUGUCAAGGCUGCUGCUCAUCUCUCCGCCUCUGUACGGAAGGAACUAGCAGCUGUGUUGGUCUUUGAAUCACAUGCCAAGGCCGGAACAGUCUUGUUCAGCCAGGGGGACAAAGGCACUUCCUGGUACAUCAUCUGGAAAGGCUCUGUAAAUGUGAUCACACAUGGAAAGGGCCUGGUAACAACACUACAUGAGGGUGAGGACUUUGGGCAGCUAGCGCUGCUGAACGAUGCACCUCGUGCUGCCACCAUCAUCUUGAGAGAAGACAACUGCCAUUUCCUCCGUGUUGAUAAACAGGACUUCAUACGCAUUCUCAAGGAUGUGGAGGCAAAUACGGUGCGACUGGAGGAGCAUGGGAAAGCUGUGCUGGUACUGGAGAAGAGUGCUGACUCAGCAGAACAGGGAGGAGCAGGGAACAACAGCAAGUACACAGUAAUGUCAGGAACACCUGAGAAAAUACUGGAACACCUACUGGACACAGUGAAGUUGGACUCUAAUGGAAAUGAUGCUAUUGAUCCCUGUGUGGGUGACUUUCUGCUCACCCAUAAAGUCUUCAUGCCCUCCAGUCAACUGUGUCCUGCACUACAGCACCACUACCAGGCAGAGCUCUCUGAGGGCUCAGAUCAGGAGAAACUCUCCUACGUUCUCAACACCAAGCAGAAGGUAGUGAAGCUGAUUGGCCAGUGGGUGGCUCUGUACGGCCUUCUGCUGAAAGAAGACCCCAUUGCUUCAGACUUCCUGGAGAGGCUGAAGAAGGAGGUAGCAGCUGAUUUCCGUCUGUGCAGCAUGCUGAAAGAACAACUUAGGGACAGGAGGAGAACAAAAGUGUUGGAGAACGGAUAUCAGUCACUGAGCAGGAACCAGCAGUUCGACUGGUUUUCUAACUGUGAGGAGCCGGUGGGGAGGUUACAGCCAAUCAGAGCUCAAGAUAAAGUGUUGUACGAGAUCUACAGGCCAGACAACAAACCUCUCACUUUGAUGCUCCCAGUGAACACGUCUGUACAGGAUGUGAUGUCAGCAAUAGUCAAACCUGGAGGAGAUCACGUCCUGGUCAAAAUGAACUCUGCGGGAGAAAGAGCUCAGUUAAAGCUAGAUGCGACUGCAGUUUACACCGCCAUGGGACUCAACGAAAGACUGUUCAUCUGCACAAGCAGUCAAGUGGAACAACUGACACCCCUGGCGGAGCAGCAGGGUCCAGAGCGAGGAACAACUGACAUCCUCGAACAGAUGAGCUCAAAAGACAUCGCCAGUGAACUCGCCAACUACGAUUGGGAAUUGUUCACUGCCAUGCAUGAGGCGGAGCUUAUCUACUACAUAUUUGGCCGUCACAAAUUUCCAGGUGCCAUCACAGCUAACCUGGAGCGGUUUAUGCGUCGCUUCAAUGAGGUGCAGUACUGGGUGGUGACUGAGCUGUGUCUCUGUGAAGACCUGGUGAAACGAGCCAUUCUGCUCAAGAAGUUCAUCAAGAUCGCUGCAGUAUUAAAGGAGCAGAAGAAUCUCAAUUCAUUCUUUGCCGUGAUGUUUGGUUUGAGCAACAGUGCAGUACAGAGGCUCUACAAGACCUGGGAGAGAAUACCCAGCAAGACAAAAAGAGUUUACUGUGCGUACGAGAGGUUGAUGGAUCCUUCACGCAACCACAGGGCCUACAGAUUGGCUGUGGCCAAACUCAGUCCUCCUUACAUCCCCUUCAUGCCUCUGCUGCUCAAAGACAUGACAUUCAUCCAUGAGGGAAAUCCAAACUGUAUAGACAAAUUGAUCAAUUUUGAGAAGAUGCGCAUGAUUGCCAAGACAGUGAAAAUUGUAAGAGAAUGCAGAAGCCAGCCUUACGUGCCUUCAUCUCCACAGAGGGGCCUGGCAGAUCGGAUGUUUCUGGAAGGGCCUGCUACUCGCAUAUCUACAUACUCAGACCACGCCCUGCCUCUGCGUAGUCCCAGCAACAUCCGACACUACAUUCAGAACCUAAAGGUGAUCGACAACCAGCGCAAGCUAACACAGCUAUCGAGAACAGCAGAAUGCUAGGACACCAACCUGCAAAUGUACAAAGACUGUAUAACUGUAGCCUAAAUCUGAACCAGAGAACGGAUUGUAGCUGGAUGAACAAAACUUCCACACUUGUCUAAAAAAAAGAUGGACCUCUGGAGGUGUUGCUUGAGUGACUGAGUGCCACAGAUAUUCAAUCUAAUUGAAGGGGCUUGGACAUUCAUGGAGAAGCUUUCUGCACAGCGAUGAGAGAGAAAAUAAGCAGUUUCCACAGUAAUCACAUCAAAUACCAAACCAGAGAGUCCAAUUCUGUGUCCAUGAGUCUUCAGGGGACGCUUUUUAUCCAAAAAGCCUUAUAGCGCACUGGUAUACAUACAUUUUGUUGUGUGUGUAUCGCAGUGGGAACUGAUCCAGUGGUGAUGCCACUCAAAUACAUAAACUACACAAUGUUACAACAUGUACAGUUAAGCAAAGUAUGCCUGUGUCUUGUGUCAAAAGUCAUUUAUGUGACAUUUUAUAUACUGCUGUCUGUGAGAUUGAAUAAUGCUGAUGGUUUCACAAAAGGGUCAUAAGAACACACACACAGAUCUUUGCUAUAGCUAAUCACUUUAGGUCAGUUGUUGUUGUGCACUUGUAUUUUAAAACUAAUAUAUUGCAGAUCAUUUUUGGCAGCCAGGCCACUGACUGACAUGCAUAUAAUUUCAUACAAUGUUUGUUUUCUAAAUAAAUUAUUUUCUCAGUAAUGUGUAUUCAAUGAAAGCACCAGAGUUUGUAAAAAGGGAAAUAUUUUAUUUAAAGUACAAACCAUAACAGGUAAAAAUUGACCUCCAAAUAGCCCCCCCCCCCCUUUUUCUUCCCUGUUAACAAAAAUGUUCUCCCCAAUAUGGGGUGAGAAAAAUUCACAACAAAUCAGUUAUCAUUUGAAUUCCAAAAUACUCUCCUUGUCAUAAAUAUAUACAACUUCUUUUUGAAAGUCCUGGAGAGUGAAAAUGGGCUAAGACAUGUAAAAAAUGGGGACGGGUGGGGGGUGCCUUCUCCUGAUGUAACCACGGAGGAUGUAGUAAAAUGAUCCCCUGUCAUAAAUUAUGCAUUGACAUGUUCAGUAAAGAAUUUUCAUGUAAGCAAUGUUAAAAGAUUUAAAUCAAUUACCAGUGGGGAUUUUGUAGACCAUUUAACAAAUAGUAAAUCACUAUCCAUUGAGAGGGGGCACAUGUAAUGAAGCAAACAAAUGUAACACAUAUGGUUAAGUGUAAUGGUGGUGUUUAGACAGGUGCAACCAUAACAGCACAUAAUUCAUCAAACUAUGUCAACAUACUCAAGUUCAACUCAACGGAUAUGUUCUUGUGGUUUGUGUUUCUGUGUCAGUAUGUGGCGUAAAAAUCAGUACAAUCAGAAAAGUGGUCCAGCAAUGAAGUGGUGAAUACAUCUGAAGUAGAAACACACUUGAAGAAUGCUUAGUGAGAAAGCAGGUGAAGGUGAAAAGCCAGAACACAACAAAAGAUUUAGUCUAUGUGCUCAUCACAUACUUUGACACGCAUCACUACAUGUUACAAAGUUCUGGGUUAUCACAACGCAGUCACAAAUAAAACAUAAAACAAAAGAAAGCACUGUAAUAUAUAAAAAAAAAAAGAGUGAAUAUAAAUAUUGCACUUCCAAACAUUUAGUUCCCAGUGCCUAGUUUGUUAUCCCUUUGUUAGAGGUACAAGACAUCCUGUAGGACGCCAACAUCUGGACGGUAGACUUACACUCUUUGGGGGGAGAUUUUCCACUGAGGUUGUAAGUAUUUUAACUGCUGCUGUGCUGUUAAAAAAAAAAGUCAUCCUGGCCAGUGGCUGUAUUUAUGCGAUCAUGAUCAAUAUUAUUGCAGAAUGGCUUAACCUCAAUGAUCUUAAGCUACAGAGGUGAUAGGGAUAACCAGGACUAAGCAGUGGGAAAGGUAAUAACCAAUUCAUACACAAAACAAACAUUCAUAAAUAUACCAUUCACACAAAUGCAUGUAUGCAUGAAGUCACACAUGUAUACAUGCAAGCAAACACAACUCCAACUCAGACAUUGAGUAUUUACAUUUAAGGCACAUAAAAUCUAUGUACAUGACAAAUAAAAGAAACCAACACUAAGCAUUUUAAUGUUCUGUCCCUGUAGCCUUUUGGUAGUGGGAUGACUUCAGCCACUUCUCUUUCAAAACAUGGGCUUUUUUUUUUUUUUUUUUUACUCAAAAGACAAU